Messenger RNA from Neomonachus schauinslandi (Hawaiian monk seal), 593 nucleotides. It is a transcript of the gene ATOX1, whose product is annotated as antioxidant 1 copper chaperone. Gene Ontology annotation, molecular function: metal ion binding; copper chaperone activity. The transcript has 4 exons. NCBI's taxonomy places the organism in Eukaryota, Metazoa, Chordata, Mammalia, Carnivora, Phocidae. Gene Ontology annotation, cellular component: cytosol. The record is from RefSeq and is a predicted model, not a curated record. Bases 112 to 318 code for a protein of 68 amino acids. Gene Ontology annotation, biological process: copper ion transport.
CCCAGCCCCGGAAGCACAGCCGCGCGAGCUCUCCGAGCCGGCAGAAGCGUCGUUCCCGCAGCCGCCGCCGCCGCCGCCACCGCCGCCGCCACCGCCACCACAUCCACAGUCAUGCCGAAGCACGAGUUCUCCGUGGACAUGACCUGUGAAGGCUGCUCAAAUGCCGUCAGCCGGGUGCUCAACAAGCUGGGAGGAGUUGAGUUUGACAUUGACCUGCCCAACAAGAAGGUUUGCAUCAACUCUGAGCACAGCGUGGGCAUUCUGCUGGAAACCCUGGAGAAAACAGGAAAGGCUGUUUCCUACCUCGGCCCCAAGUAGCAAGGGCCCGGACCCCUGGGCCCAAGAUGGACCAAAGGGAGCAGGGCACUGAUCUCCUGCCUUCCAGACAGACCAGGGGCCUGGCAGUCCUGCUCAGCGAUGGCAGUGACCCUCACUUGCCCUGCUCCUCCCUAGCUUCCCUGCAAUAAAGUUGAGCCGCUCUUGUUGAAGGUGUUGUCUCUUGCAGUGUCUGCAUAUUACUUGCUCACAUGCUCUGAAGGAGUAAUUACAGUGCUUACUAGGGUUGGAGUUCUAAGGGCUCCCCACUGGGAGCA